Bradysia coprophila is the source of this 1603-nucleotide messenger RNA. Its product is annotated as thymus-specific serine protease-like. Gene Ontology annotation, biological process: proteolysis. NCBI's taxonomy places the organism in Eukaryota, Metazoa, Arthropoda, Insecta, Diptera, Sciaridae. Gene Ontology annotation, molecular function: serine-type exopeptidase activity; dipeptidyl-peptidase activity. The record is from RefSeq and is a predicted model, not a curated record.
AAGACCCACAUUAGAUUUGUCGAUGGGAUUUACUGCACGCUUUUGAACCAACAGUUAAACACCAUUCAGGGAGUAAUGUUACGUCUGACCAUUUUAUUUGCGACUGUAAUUGGGCCGGCCAUUUUGAUGGCUUCGGCGGAAAAAAUACCGAUCGGCAAAUUCAAGACACUUCUCUAUCGCGAACCACCGAUUUCAUCAGAGGCCAUCAGCCCACAAGCUCCCGUACUGGAAUACAUUGAACAGAAUGUGGACAAUUUCAAUCCGAAUAAUGACGACACAUAUCAAAUGAGAUACUACCGGAAUGACGAGUUUUUUGUCAGAGGAGGUCCGAUAUUCAUAUACGUCGGCGGUGAAUGGUCAAUAUCGCCUGGAAGCCUUCUCGGUGGACACAUGUUCGAUAUGGCACGAGAAUUAGGUGCUCAAAUGUUUUACACGGAACACAGAUACUAUGGACAGAGUUUUCCGACGCCAGAUGCUUCCAUGGAAAAUUUAGAGUUCUUGAAUAUUGAACAGGCGUUAGCCGAUUUGGCUCACUUCAUUGUCUAUAUCCGUGAAAGACAUACUGAAUUUGCUGACUCUGAAGUGAUUUUGAUUGGAGGAUCAUAUUCGGCUACGAUGGUUGCAUGGUUCAGACAGAAAUACCCACAUUUGGCUGUCGGAGCAUGGGCUUCAUCUGCACCUGUACUCGCACAAGUUGAUUUUGUUGAAUAUAAAGAAGUGGUUGGCGCAUCGAUACGUAGUGUCGGUGGCGAGGAAUGCUAUAGGCGACUAGAAAGAGCCAUUGGGCAAGCAGAACGAUUGAUAGCGGAUAGAAAUUUUGCAGAGUUUUCCAAUCGUUUCCGGACUUGUGAAGAAAUUACGGAUUAUUCGUAUGAUGUUUGGUCGAUGUUCGGUUUGUUUUCCAAUUUGCUGGCAGGAGUUGUUCAAUAUCACAGACCAGGAGACAUUGAAGGUGUUUGUGAAGAACUUCUCGAUCCAAGCAAUGCCACGGAGACCGACAUUGAUGCCUUCGGUCGUUGGUACACUCAGGUUAUAUUCGGAAACAAUCCCGAUGACGACGAUUGUAUUGACGCCACUUUCGCAAGUGAUGUGGAGUUUUAUCAGAACACUGGCUGGGAUCACUACGCAACGUUGUCAGCCGGGCGACAAUGGUUUUAUCAGACUUGUGCCGAAUAUGGAUGGUAUCAGACAAGCGGUUCAAGAUUUCAGCCGUUCGGUUCAAGCUUUCCGGUGGAAUUGUACGUCAGGUGGUGCAGUGAUGUCUACAGUUCCGUAUUCAAUCGAACUACAAUGGAAGCGGCUGUUGCGCGCAAAAAUGUGAAAUAUGGCGGUAUGAAUCCACAAGUUACCAAUGUUUACUUCACUCAAGGUUCGAUCGAUCCGUGGCGCACGAUGGGCAUUCAGACUGACUUAAACGAUCGGUCCCCGGCUGAUGUUAUUCCCGGUGCUUCGCAUUGCGCAGAUUUGUCUUCAAAUUCACCGAACGAUACUCCUAGAAUGCGAGAAGUGCGUGCCAGAAUUUUGAGUUUAAUAAGAUUAUGGACUGGAAUCGACGAUUGAAGAAAACAGAAUGUUGAAUAAAUUUGAAUUGCUUUAGUCUCUC